AUGACAGAGUCUGUAAAGCAGAGAUGUUUCCGUGUAACGCCAAAACAGAGCUGUGGUAGUGUGAAGGAGGGGGAGGAUGUUUUCCUGCAGUGUGCUGUUGACAACCAGCAAGGCAAAGCACAGUGGACCAAGGAUGGCUUCGCUCUGGGUUUCGAGCGCCAUGUGCCCGGUUACCCUCGCUAUUACUACACUGGGGACCCUCUGCUGGGGGAACACCACCUGGUCAUUAACGGUGUCACCCUCACAGAGGACGGCGAGUACCAGUGUCAGGUGGGGCCCACCAUCACCAGCCCACCUAUUUGGGCAGCUGCCAACGUUACUGUCAUAUUGGCACCCAGCAGUGUCACCAUCGUGGGCUGGGCAGACGGUGCCGUGGUGGAGGUGAUGGCUGGCACAUCAAUCACUCUGGAGUGCCUGGUUGCUGACGCCAGACCCCCGCCCAGGGCCGCCUGGUUCAGGGGAGGCAUCAAAGUCGAUCCAGCUCUACAGGAGGAUCGAGUAGAGUUGUCGAGACUGGCCAGACGUUGGAACACCAGGAGCCAGCUGGUAGUGUCGGCGACAUCCAGUGACGACGGCAAGGCGUUCUCUUGCUUGGCGGUGCACCCGGCGCUGCCCCAUGAUCCUGACGACCCGACCUCUCUCCUCGCCUCCAUCACGCUCUCUGUCUUGCAUCCCCCAGGGCACCCCACCAUCUCAGGUUACACCACAGGGGAGGUUCUAUUGGCUGGGGAGCGCCGCACCCUCUCCUGCAGGGUAUCCGGGGGUAAUCCACGCCCCUGGGUGCUGUGGUAUCGCGAGGGACGCCUCCUAGACGAUACCACAGCAGUUGACGCUACCGGAGUGUACAACGCUUACGAGGUUAAGGUGACGGCAGAGGAAGACGGAGCCGUAUACGAGUGUAGCGUUACUAAUGAUCUGUUGGAAAACCCACUGACAGCAAAUGUUACCCUCACUGUCUACUAUGCACCGAGGCUGGUAAGCAUCACGGGUCCUUCCCAGGUUGAGGAGGGCAAGACUCUCGACCUUACCUGCACCACCAGCGUCUCCAACCCCCCAGCCUCUCUCAGCUGGUCUGUGGCAGGAGAGACACUUGAAGAGAUCAAGUCAGUAGUAGAGAGACAGGAGGAUGGUGGGUGGGUGACCUUCUCUCACCUGGGUCAGCAUCCCGUGGGUCAGCACAACCUGACAGAGGUCAUGGUCGAGUGUCGAGCUGUCAACCCAGCCGUGGAACACGUCGUCAAGAACUUCAAGAUCAUCACUAUUACCAAGCCCCCUGGAGUGCCGGUGUUCGUGGGUAACCUUCAGCGAGAAAUCAUCGCUGGUACCACACUAGAUGUGACCUGUACUACUGUGGGAGGUCAUCCACCCCCUACUGUGAGGAUAUACAAGGAGUCUGAGGCGCUGCUGACGGAGCUACAGCGGGAGGGCAGCAACCUGACCCGGGCCAGGGCGGAGGUGCUGGUGUCACCUGGUGACAACGGUGCUGAACUCACCUGUCAUGCCUCCACCUCCACCCACUCCGCUCCAGUUACCACCUCCGUCAACCUCAACGUACUCUUUGCUCCUUGGGAGGUGAGAGGCUGGGUCUCCCCCAGCACUGUGGAGGCAGGAGAGAUAGUAAGCAUCUCCUGUGAGAGUUCCUCCAGCAUCCCUCCGUCAAACAUCUCCUGGAGUUCCCAGGGAGUCGUCUUAGAGGCUUCCUCCUUCCACUCUUCCAAGGGUGCCUUUGGGGGCACAAUUACCAGGUCAGAACUACAGCUGGAGACGAACGCGGGGGACAACGGCCGAGUGAUCGUAUGCACGGCAGGGAACGGACUUCACAAACCCGUUCAUAGAGAGAUCGUACUUGACGUUCUUCGUGAUUACCUUAAGGUGAAUGAAGAGGAAAUUGUGAAACUACCGAGUAGCGGUAAAGCCUUAGUAAGUCAGUGCCUAGUGCCAGGGAGGGCUGGUGGCUUCCCAGGGCUGGUGCCAGAGAUGGCUGGUGGCUUCCCAGGGCUGAUGCCAGGGAGGGCUGGUGGCUUCCUAGGGCUCGUGCCAACGAGGGUUGGUGGCUCCCCAGGGCCGGUGCCAGGGUGGGCUGGUGGCUUCCCAGGGAUGGUGGCUCACCGGGGCUGGUGCCAAGGAGGGCUGGUGGCACCCAGGGCUUGUGCCAGGGUGGGCUGGUGGCUUCCCAGGGAUGGUGGCUCACCGGGGCUGGUGCCAAGGAGGGCUGGUGGCACCCAGGGCUGGUGCCAGGGAGAGCUAGUGCCGGAGCUAUGGGAUCACAGUGCCACUAGCUUUUCCAGCCGACCCUCGUUGAAAAAUGGAUGA
Cherax quadricarinatus is the source of this 2313-nucleotide messenger RNA. The record is from RefSeq and is a predicted model, not a curated record. NCBI's taxonomy places the organism in Eukaryota, Metazoa, Arthropoda, Malacostraca, Decapoda, Parastacidae.